UGUUCAGGCCUCUGUUUCACUCUCAGGGCCUCCACGAGCUCCUCAUUAGUCUGUGGUUUCACAAUGAUGUGCACCAACUUUAAACUGAUGUUUCUGCCUGAGAGAGCUGCAGAUGUGUGUGAAAGGAGCUCUUUCUCUGUCGGCCCCGUUGGCCCCGUGACGAGCGGCACGUCCAAGGCUGUUUCCCUGGAGCUGGGAGUGAAGGAGAGUCUGUGUGAGGAGGCAGACUGAGCUUCAAGGCCUGCUGUUGGACAUUUUGAUUUCAUUUGAGCGUGAAUGGAUUGGCUGCACGUCACUCGGCACACGUGAGCAGGUCCGCUGUUCCCACACACACCCACCGAGCACCGGGCAGACACCAGGCGGAGGACGGCCGGGGACCGCAUGCCUUCCUCGGAUGGAGAGCCGGCGGCGCUGCCCGUGUGAGUCCGGAGCUCCCGCACCGGGAGACAGCAACACAGACUCGGCUGUCCGUCCGUCUUUAGCCGGCGAAACAACCCCCUCUUAGAUUCACUGAUCCACUGAACCCACUGACUGUUGAGUGGCACGCAGAAGGGGAGACCGCGCGCUCCGGAGACACCGGGACCAUGAUCCGGUGCUGCACGGGGGUGCACGGAGGUUAUCUGUGAGGGAUAGAGCCGAGAGGGAAGAAGACAGAAUAAAGGAGAAGGUUUCAGAUCUGUUCUGCUUGUGCACCACACACUCACUAACACCAUUAAUCUAUUGAUCCAUUGAUUGGUGACUGUUUGUUUUGCGCACCGGACACACCGGGACGAUGAUCCGGAUUCGCUCCAGAGUUACAUGCGAAGGUUAGAGAAGUAAAGACUGAUACAAACAACAAAAAGAAGACUGUUGUUUGUCUUCUAUUGCCGAAUCGAUACAUCUAUUGAUCUCAGUAAUCGGUGACUGAGUCGGGAGGAAGGAGGAGAAGCGGAGGAGCUUGUGAAACGAGACGCGGGGCGCAGCGGAGACGGCCGGGGGGACCAUGAUCAGGAUCUUCCCGGAUUUCAGCGUCCAGGUGACGGCUUCGGCAGGCGGUGCACCCGGGGCUGGAGGCGGAGGAGGCGGCGGAGGCGGCGGGAUGGUGACCGGACCCCCGGUGGGUCGGGUGCCGGUGCCGGUCCCCGGAGCCACGAACGGGACCCCGCAGAGCGUGCAGGGAAUCACCGCCUACCAGCAAAGUGACCCCUACUGGGAGCGGCCGGCUAAUGCGGGCAGCUGCUCCGCCGCCCGGCCCAAGACCCUUCACCUGGCCGGCCAGCAGCAUACCUCCUCACCAUGGCUGCAGGCUCUGAGGAAGGAGAAGUCACGGGACGCGGCGAGAUCGCGGCGGGGAAAGGAGAACUUUGAGUUUUACGAACUGGCCAAGAUGCUGCCGCUGCCGGGUGCCAUCACCAGCCAGCUGGACAAGGCCUCCAUCAUCCGGCUCACCAUCAGCUACCUGAAGAUGAGGGACUUUGCCAACCAGGGAGACCCGCCCUGGAACCUGCGCAUGGAGGGACCGCCGCCCAACACCUCCGUCAAAGCUAUCGGUGCCCAGCGAAGGAGGAGUCCCAGCGCCAUUGCCGCAGAGAUCUUCGAGCCUCACCUGGGCAGCCACAUUUUACAGUCUCUGGACGGGUUUGUAUUUGCACUAAACAAGGAGGGACGCUUCCUCUACAUCUCUGAGACCGUGUCCAUCUACCUGGGACUGUCGCAGGUGGAGCUGACCGGCAGCAGUGUGUUUGACUACAUCCACCCCGGCGAUCACGUGGAGAUGGCGGAGCAGCUCGGCAUGAAGCUUCCUCCGGGCCGAGGGAUGUCUCUGUCCCAGGGAGCCGUCAAUGAAGACGGGGCGUCCUCGGCCUCAUCGUCAUCGCACUCGGAGACGCCCGAACCAGUGGAGUCCAGCAGUCCCAGUCUUCUGGCUCCUGACAACACGCUGGAACGGUCCUUCUUCAUCCGCAUGAAGUCGACGCUCACCAAGAGAGGAGUGCACAUCAAGUCCUCAGGAUAUAAGGUGAUCCACAUCACGGGACGUCUACGCAUCAGGAUGGCUUUGACGCACAGCCGCUCCGUGCCCAAUCAGAUCAUGGGGAUGGUGGUGGUGGCUCACGCCCUGCCGCCGCCCACCAUCAACGAGGUUCGCAUUGACUGUCAGAUGUUCGUCACCCGAGUCAACAUGGACCUGAAGAUCGUCUACUGCGAGAACAGGAUCAGCGACUACAUGGACCUGACGCCGGUGGACAUCGUGGGGAAGAGGUGCUACCAGUUCAUUCAUGCUGAGGACGUGGAGGGAAUCAGACAGAGUCACCUGGACUUGAUGAAUAAGGGUCAGUGUGUCACUAAGUACUACCGCUGGAUCCAGAAGAACGGCGGUUACAUCUGGAUCCAGUCCAGUGCCACCAUCGCGAUCAACGCCAAGAAUGCCAAUGAGAAGAACAUCAUCUGGGUGAACUACGUCCUCAGUAAUCCCGAGUAUAAAGACACGCCCAUGGACAUCGCCCAGCUGCCCAACCUGCCCGAGAAAACCUCUGAGUCCUCCGAAACCUCCGACUCUGAGUCUGAGUUCAAAGAAAACUCUGACAAUGAGAAUGCCAAGUCCGAGGGGAAGCCUGGUCACCAAUCAGAACGCAGCGAGGACCCGGAGACAGACAGCAAGCGUCACCAGCAGCCCGGUCAACCACAUUGCUCCUCUGAACAGGAAAUGAAGCGUCAGGAAGAAGGAGAUAGCUCGAGUAACCCUGAGAGCCAGGAGAGUGAUGACAGUCUGGAACCUUCAGAUGGAGAGGUGGAGGAACAGGAGGAAGCGACAGGUGGAGGAGGAGGAGGAGGAGGUGGUGGUGGUGGUGGUGGUGGGGGCAGGCUGGGGAGGUUAGCAGGACUGGGAGGGUUAGGGGGACUGGGCGCCAUCGGAGGACUGGGUAAUCUGGGCGGGCUUCAUAUUAAAGUCGAGCACUAUGGAGAAGGGGAAGAAGUACAGUUACACAACUCGCAAACUUCUUCAUCAGAGGAGGAAGAAGAAGAGGAAGAAGAGGAUGACGACGAAGAAGAAGAUGGAAGCGUGCAAGACUGCGACAGUGCCAGUGUUGGAAGCAAGAACCAGAAGAGGCGAAAGAGGAGGAAAGUGCAGAAAUGGGAUGGGUCCCGGAGUAGAAGGCUCCGUCUCUCCUCGACUACGCCCAGCCCCGUUGCCAUGGGAGAUACCACACCACUAGUUGACCCCUCCCAGCCCACAUCUGCUGGCUCCUCCCACCUCCUCAGUUCCUCUGGAUCUCCGAACAGCACAGGGGCAACAUCCUCUGUCCUGAAAAUCAAGACCGAGAUGGCAGAGCCAAUCAACUUUGACAAUGACAGCAGCAUCUGGAACUACCCGCCCAACAGAGAGAUUUCCAGAAACGAGUCCCCGUACAGCAUGACCUCCAAGCCGGCUGCCACGGGGAGCCACGAGACCUUCCCCUCACCGCACGGAGGCUCUCUUCAGGUAGCUAUUCCAGACUCUGUCCUCACCCCUCCUGGAACCGAGGGUGGAGGAGUGAGGAAGCCUCCUUACAAUGGAAGCUCGGCCCCAUCCUCCGCUUCCAGCGCUGCGAGUUUAGCUCCUCCCUCCAGCGCCUCCUCUGCCGACCCCCUUUCCCCGCCUCUUUCUGCAUCUCCUCGGGACAAGCAACAAGGCACUCCCACCACCUCCUCUUCUUCUUCCUCUUCCUCAUCCUCGUCAUCCUCAUCCACCUCUUCCUCCUCACUGCUGUACUCUGGUGAUCUUGAGGCAUUACAGCGUCUGCAGGCUGGUAAUGUGGUGCUCCCAUUGGUCCAUCGGGUGACGGGGACUCUGGCCUCCACUAACACAACAGCUCCACGGGUCUACACCACCGGGACCAUCAGGUAUGCACCGGCAGACGUUACACUGGCCAUGGCGCAAGGCAACCUCCUCCCCAAUGCUGCCAUGAACUUUGUCGAGAGCUCUGGGUUUGGCCUGGACCCUAAGACCCCCAUGGAGAUGCUCUACCACCACGUCCACAGGCUCAACAUGUCUGCAGCAGCAGCAGCAGGCCCGUUUGUUGGAUCUUCAGCUGCCACGGGCACAAACGGUGCACUGGGAGGCCAGAUGCCCACCACAGCCAACGUUUUCACCACAGCGGAGGGACUUUUCUCGACAUUACCGUUCCCAGUGUACAGCAACGGGAUCCACACCACGCAGACAACUCUGGAAAGGAAGGAGGAUUAACGCAAAACUUUGAAGACCGCAUUACUGUGUUUCUGGAUUCAACAACUGUGUCAAAGUAAAAGACUACUUACUCGCAAAGAAAAAAAAAAA
Messenger RNA from Scatophagus argus, 4294 nucleotides. Its product is annotated as neuronal PAS domain-containing protein 3. NCBI's taxonomy places the organism in Eukaryota, Metazoa, Chordata, Actinopteri, Scatophagidae. The coding region runs from base 983 to 4204 and encodes 1073 amino acids. Gene Ontology annotation, molecular function: DNA-binding transcription factor activity, RNA polymerase II-specific; protein dimerization activity; RNA polymerase II transcription regulatory region sequence-specific DNA binding. The record is from RefSeq and is a predicted model, not a curated record. The transcript is spliced from 13 exons. Gene Ontology annotation, biological process: regulation of transcription by RNA polymerase II.